AUGGUUGCAGUGACGCCAGUCAAAGGUCAAUCCAAGCCAGGAUCAAAGAAAAGUGAAAAAAUGAAACAUUUUGAUAUUGGUGCUACAUACGAAUUCAAUAUUCACCAUAUUCAGUCACCUUCUGGUGAAAUUUGGGGACAUCUGCAAACAAGUGUACAAGAUGUUCGUGAAUUAUCCCAUGUACUCGAUUUUUUCUAUAGUAAAUGUGGUGAUAAAAUUCCCCCCUUAACUCAGGCUAAAGUUGGUCAACUGUGUUGCGCUAGAACCAAACGCUUCGAUGAUGAUGGCUGGGCACGUGGUAAAAUUAUCCAACUCGAUGAAAGUAAGGAUAAUUUGCGCCUUUUCUUUCAAGAUUACGGUCACACCCAAUGGAUACCACUACCCAAGGUCAAAAUGUUAAAAAAUACUUUCAACAAUUUACCAUCCUUUACUGUUCAAAUUAAACCAAGUGAUAUUACUAAAAGUGAUUAUGCACAUGACGAAGAAUUAAGUGCGCAAUUUUGCCAACAAUUAGAAAAAUUAAUUUUACAUCAAAAAAUUAAAUGUAUCGUUGAAAAGAUUGAAGAAACUGAUUUACACAAGAUAUUAGUUGCUCGUAUCUACUUAGCAGAUGGAAGAAAUGAAUCUAUAGGCUCAAUAUUGUCUCAGCAGUUACGUCGUAUGAGGUCCACUUUCCAGCAUAUUUUACCCGAUUGUAAAGAAGGACAAGAUAUUGAUAUCUCUAUCUUACACGUUCACAAUCCGGGACAAUUCUAUUGUAGAAUAGCCAGCCAACAGUCACAAGAUAAUAUCAAAAUGGAUGAAUUGGAACGCUGUCUACGACUCUAUUAUGGUCUUUCUAUUUCAACCGAUCAAGACUACCCGCUCCAAGUUGGAGCUGCUUGCGCUGCACCUUUUACUGAUCGAAAAUGGCAUCGAGGCAUAAUCAAGCAAAUUGUAUGCGAUGAUGGUGAUAAAGAAGCAUUAGUACAGAGUGUAGAUACAGGUGCUUGCGAAUUGAUUGACAAUGGCAAAAUUAAAGGAUUAGAACCCGAACUUCAAGAUAUACCGGUCAAUAUCUUUCAAUGCCAGCUACACGGUAUUAAGCCCAACGAUAGCAAAUCUACCUGGUCUGUCGAUUCCACGCUUUUUUUACAACAGUUAGCUCAAGAACAGAGAAUUUGUGGUCUCGUACGUAGGAUAUUACAUGACAACUCUUCUAUAGGAAAGCAACUCUACAGUGUUGAAUUGCAUCGGCCUGGCGAAAACUUAACUGUAAACGAACAAAUGAUCAUGGAUGGUUUUGCCGCUUCUAGCUUAUCUCGACAAAGUACCCGUAGCAUUACAUCUCCAGAUGAAUCUAAGAAUUGUAACGAUAUCGAUAAUAGUCAACUAGACGAAAGCAAUAAUUGCAAGAGUGUUUGUCAAUCGAAUGCUAGUAAAGUUUCUUUUGGUGAUGAAAUGUUUGAUGUUGAUCAUAACGAAGAAAGAAAUGCGAAGACUUUGGUAAAUAGCCCCAAGUCUAACAGUAAAGUAAAUAUUGUAGGCAGUUUUAAGCACAAUGAGCAAGAUCGAAAUGACUGCAAAAAACCUAUUACCUACACUAAUGGUGAAAAUUUACAAGCUAAAAAAUACCAAAACAAAAAAUGGGAAGCAGUUGCCAAGGAAGAAGAUUUGAUCAAGCUUGUCUACGAUCGAUCUCGUUUAGUAACUUCUGUUGAUAAUCCUGACGUUAUCGUAGCAUUUAUCAAGGAUCCUAGUGAAUUUUGGUGUCAGUUUGCUUCUAAUAUUUCCAUAAUCAAUGAUAUCCAAGCACGUAUGAACGAGUAUUCCCAACAAAAAAGACUUCGAAUACCGAAGGAUAUCAAAUCAGGUGAAUGCUACUGCACGCGCUUUGACAAAGAUGAUGUUUGGUAUCGAGGAAAAGUUAUUGGCAAAUUUGGAGACAAAGCUAGUGUUUACUUUAUUGACUACGGCAACACAGAUUGGGUGCAAUUGAAAGAUAUCAUGGUAUUGGAAAAUGAUUUUCGUCAGCAUCCGUGGCAAGCGUUUACUUGCAAAUUAGAUGGAGUCUGUCCAAUUCUUGGUAGCAGUUGGGGUUCGAAAGCGACAGAUCAAUUCACGGAAAUGGUAACAAGUAAAACAUUCUGUAUGACCAUUAAGACUGAGAUUGAUGACAAAUUAUCAAUUAUACUUGUUGAUAACGAGUCGAAACAAAUUAAUAAUCGUCUAGUUGAAAUUGGUGUGGCUAAUAAAGAAACUUACAAUCUGCUGAAGAAACAGUUAUCUUCCACUUACAGUAAAAAUUGGAGGAGAACUGACAAUGACUACAAGACAUCAAUGCCAACUAUGAAAUUUCAACCGUCUAUUUCAGCAAGUCAUGAAAAAUUGACUACUACUGAUGUGACUGAGCACACUAAGCAUAAACAACCUUCGGAAUUUAACCAUGUCCAGAAGGUAGAGGAAAGAUUAAGUUUGAUCGUGGGAAAGAAGACUAGCGUUUGUGUUAUGCAUGUUGAAUCUCCUAACUGUUUCUAUGCAGUUAUACCAAAAAUUGACAGCUUUAUUGAUAUGGAAAAGAAAUUGCAAGAUUUUUGCGCUAACGCAAGAAGUCCUGUUUCACCAGACGAAUUUUGCCUUGGUAAAAUGUACGUUGCCUUUAGUACCAAGUUUAAUAAAUGGUGCAGAUGCAUUCUAACUGACAAAAAUGAAAGAGGCGUGAUAACUUGCGACGUUUUCUAUAUUGAUUAUGGUACGGCCGAAAAAUCUAUCCAAGGCACGAGUUUGAAAAUUUUACCUCCUAAAUUUCACGAAACUAAAGAUCAGGCAUUAAAAUGCUAUUUGACGCCAGCAUCGGCUGGAGAGGAUCUUCGAAGUAAUUGGCACCCAAUGGCAUCUUUACAGUUAGAAAAUUUGUGCCAUGACAAAUGGCUCGAUGGUACUAUUACUCGCGUAGAUCAGGAUGGUAAACUUUUUGGGCUUUCUAUUACCAUUGCUAAUAAAGAUAGUCCAACAAAAGAUCGAAAUGUCUAUGACAUGCUAAGCAAAUUUAUUAGAUCUGAUUCUUCUAAGAGUCUCAAUAUAAGCGCAACUUCAAAGUCUGGGUUAAAUAGUGAAACUAACAAUAGCUAUACAAGUUCAAAGCUCGGGCAAACAUCUGCAAUGAGUAGUAAGAAAGGAUCUUCAAGAUGUGAAAGUGAAGUUGACACGUUAAUUUUUGGUGAAGGCUCCGCAUCUAACUCUCGCGAAUUGUCAAUACCUUUACAGCCCGAAAUUAUAAGGAUUUCUGGAAGGAAAGGUGAACGUGUUCUUAUUCCAUCAAAGGUCGAUUCUACUAGCACUCCAAUAACGUCAAACGGGCAUAGGAGCCAUAUAGGCAUGAACAAUAUUAAAAACGGUCUGUCGACGCAAGAUCGAUUUAGCCGCUUAGCUUCAGCUGUAUAA
This is a messenger RNA of Trichoplax adhaerens, 3423 nucleotides long. RefSeq lists its product as uncharacterized. The record is from RefSeq and is a predicted model, not a curated record. The transcript is spliced from 6 exons. Lineage: Eukaryota; Metazoa; Placozoa; Uniplacotomia; Trichoplacea; Trichoplacidae. Bases 1 to 3423 code for a protein of 1140 amino acids.